GAGACCUUGGUCACUCACCACUCCACCUUUUGAACAAUCCCGCCCUUGCUCAUCCAUCGCCUCUCGCCCCCGACCUGACCUCUGUUAUCGACGCUUCUAUAGAUCCCUCGAGCAUCAAAUCCCCCUCCCUACCUUCAAGAUGUCGCAGCACGCAUUGUCCGACCAGCAGGUCGACAAUGAGUUGCGCAAGAUGACUGCGUUCAUUAAGCAAGAGGCCAUGGAGAAGGCCCGUGAGAUCGAAAUUAAGGCCAACGAGGAGUUUGAGAUUGAAAAGUCCAAGCUUGUCCGUCAAGAAACAGACGCCAUCGACGCCCAGUACGAAAAGAAGUUUAAGCAAGCAACCAUGUCUCAGCAGAUUGCCCGAUCGACCGUCGCCAACAAGACGAGACUCAAGGUCCUCGGUGCCAGACAAGAGCUUCUCGACAACAUCUUUGAGGAUGCCCGCAAGCAGCUCGCCGAAGGUGUCAAGGACAAGGCCAAAUACCAGAAAGUCCUGACGGGCUUGAUCCUCGAGGGCGCCUAUGCCUUGAGCGAGAGCGAUAUCUCGAUUCGCUCACGAAAAAAGGAUGCCGAUGCUGUUAAGAAGGCCAUCGACGAGGCUGCCAAGACAUACAAGAAGGAGACUUCCUCGGAGAUUAACAUCACGGCAGAUGCCGACAACGCCCUGCCGGACGGAAUUGCUGGUGGUGUCGUCAUUGUUGGCGGUGCUGGCAAGAUCGAGAUUGAUAACACCUUUGAAGCCCGCCUUACCUUGCUUGAGUACUCUGCCGCACCGGCCGUGCGUGAGGAGCUCUUUGGCAAGAACGCCAACCGCAAGUUUACCGAUUAGAUUACGCAGAGAGGUUGUGUCUGUAGAUGGCUCGGAAAAAGACCUGCAGCAUCCCAGGGCUGGAGCGUGUGUUUCUCCUUUGUUGCAAUGAUUAUAAAGCGCUCAUGGCUAUCUUGUGAUGCUCGAGUACACUGGUUUUAGAGAGAAGAAGUCUGUAUCAUAAAUUAUAACUUAUAGUCGAUUUU
Molecule: messenger RNA, 1014 nt
Organism: [Torrubiella] hemipterigena
Lineage: Eukaryota; Fungi; Ascomycota; Sordariomycetes; Hypocreales; Clavicipitaceae
Source: the annotation of a GenBank genome assembly